AUGGCGGCGAACAGAAACCGCCGCCUGGUCAAGGAGAUCCAAGACGUCCAGAAAGACUCGCACUCGGGCGUCUCGCUUGAGCCGCUGAACAAGGCCCAAACCGGCUCCGAUACUCUCGAUGACUUGACACAUUUCAAGGGCGUCUUUCGCGGUCCGCCCGAUACUCCCUACCACGGUGCUACUUAUAACGUCGACAUCAAGAUUCCUAACGACUAUCCCUUCCAGCCACCCGUCAUGAAAUUCACCACAAAGAUCUGGCAUCCAAACAUCUCAAGUGUUACAGGUGCCAUCUGUCUCGACACUCUAGGCUCAGCCUGGUCUCCCGUCCUCACCCUCAAGUCCGCACUCAUCUCUCUCCAGUCACUACUAUCCUCGCCCGAACCAAAAGAUCCUCAAGACGCAGAGGUCGCUCGCAUGCUCAUCACAAACCCCAAAGAGUUCGAACACGUCGCUCGUGAAUGGGCAAUCAAGUACGCCGGUGCUCCCACAGGCGCCCCUGGCUCCGAAGGCACCGGUGCAGAGGGAAGUGGAGGCGUGACCGAAGAGACUCUCAAGAACAAGGAGGACCAGAGACGGCACAAGGCUGAAGCUGCAAAGAUCGCUCAGUAUCACGGAUACAACAAAUCUCUGGUGGAUCGCUUCUCCGCCAUGGGCUUCGACGUCCCAACCGUAGUGGCCGCCUUCGAAUUCACUGGUAUCGACAAGAACGACGGCGAGGACUACGAACUCGAGGAGGAGUACAUGGGUGACAUUACCGCAAGACUAUUUGGGGAGGCGUGA
Molecule: messenger RNA, 780 nt
Organism: Aureobasidium namibiae CBS 147.97
Lineage: Eukaryota; Fungi; Ascomycota; Dothideomycetes; Dothideales; Saccotheciaceae
Exons: 3
Coding region: 1-780 (259 amino acids)
Molecular function (GO): protein binding
Source: RefSeq, a predicted model, not a curated record